Messenger RNA from Carassius carassius (crucian carp), 862 nucleotides. RefSeq lists its product as uncharacterized. Lineage: Eukaryota; Metazoa; Chordata; Actinopteri; Cypriniformes; Cyprinidae. The transcript is spliced from 5 exons. Bases 51 to 857 code for a protein of 268 amino acids. The record is from RefSeq and is a predicted model, not a curated record. Gene Ontology annotation, biological process: generation of catalytic spliceosome for second transesterification step.
GGUGGAAAUACCGUGUCACGUGACCCCGUGUUGACGGAAAUGCUUCAGAAAUGGCGAGAAACGAAGAGAAGCAGUGUGGCAGACUCAACAGACUGUGGCUCCAGAAAGAGAGAGAGGAGGGUCGCAUUAAAGAUGUCCACGUGUCAAGGCCAAAGCUUGCAACGUUAAACUCUGUGGCAGCGGUGAAGAAGUGGAUGCCGAGCAUCAAGAAGGAGAUCGAGUACUGUCUGCAGCAGUCGCAGUUAUCUCACUACCCAGAGAGGAAGAUAAAUGAGUUCCAUCAGCAUAUUGAGGAACUGGAGACCGAAUACAAACGUUACCUGAAGAAACUACGCUCACUGGACCCUACCUGCAAACACAAGCCUUGGGAACCUCGAGCAUAUGCCAAGAGGAGGCAGGAUCCAGGCAGCAAUCAAAACACCUCUAAAAAACUGUGCCUCCACAACCCAAGCAGCCUGAGCAGAGAAGAAGAGGAUGUUAAUGAGGACACCAACCCAGAGGAAGCAGGAAACCACAUAUCUCACAGUAUUAUUCAAGAAUUACCCACCCCAUCAGCUCCUGCUCCCACCAGAGCCUCAGACCUCCCAGACCAGGACCUCCCGCUGUGCUUCGAUCAGUCCCGACUUGCUGUGGCGGUGGCCAGUUCACGUGCGGCUCUCGCCGGGCAGCAGCAGGACACGGGUACACUGACACGAGUGCUACUCACCGGCCUGCCCAACCUCCACAGCCUCCCGCUAGCACAGACAGCAGCCAAAGAAGCUACACGUCAGCCGUCCAGUGCUGAAACAGCCCAGAGCAAAACUGAACAUUUACUGGGACUCGGCUGCUACUCGUCGUCUUCAGAUGAAGAGAUAUAGUUGAA